ACCGAAAGUGAAGUGAAGUGAAGAAUAGAGCAGGAAAACAGGGCCGUGUGGAGCUCUAACGCUUCUGGACGAAAUCUUUCUGCUGUUUCUGCUGUGAAGAGACUUUCACUGAGCUGAGGAAAUGAGUCGACAAUCAAGUGAAGAGCAAGUGGAGUUGGAGAAAUGCGUCAGGCGACUGAGAGAGACGUUUCACGGAAAGAUUCCGAUCGAGAAGGCAGCGGUGAUUAUGCGCCGCUACGAGAACAACUACCAAAUGGUAGCGAAGGUGAUCAUCCUGAUGAAAGACCAAGACCUGGACGACGAUGACAGAUGGUCGCUGAAAAACGAUCCUGUCGUAAAGAACGUGGUCGAGAAACUGCAGAAUGAGGAAAAAGAACAGCAGGAGAAAAGAAAAGACAGACAACCAGGAGCCAGUAAUGAACCUAGGAGCUCUAAACAACCUAAAGCAAACAAAGAGCCUCAGGAGGACAAAGACAUACAGGAACUUGGGAAGCAACUUAAACUUCUGCCUCUAACAGAGAAGAACAAGCGCAUGUUCGAUCUUGCACAGCAGAACAAAAUGCCCUCCGCCGAGCACCAGUUCGCCUGUGAAUUGUGCGACAAGAGCUGGUGGAGACGAGUCCCUGAGAGAAAGAUGGUGUCUCGCUGUCAAUUGUGCAAACAGAAAUUUGAACCUGUGCCACCAAACAAAAGGUGGGGCAUCGCAGACUUCACAUGCCUGAACUGCACUCGAUCCUUCAAGAGUUUCGGUCGAAUGGACCUGGGAUCUCCGUGUUAUAACUGUCGAUUCAUCGUUAUGCCGUCACGCAUCCUGCCUCCACGUAAAUACUUGAGGAACAUUGGGCAGAGGAAAAGACAUCAGCACAGCUGCCUGGCAGAGGACUGCUACAACAGACAGGAGCCUUACGUUCCUGGUACUGAGUGUGUGCACCCGGUCAGCAGGAAGAAGAACGGUAAGCCACAGGUGGUCAACCCCAGCGAUGUCCAUAUCAGCAGUGGCUCCACGGUGAACACAUGUCUGAGUCAGGGAAGCCUGCUAGAGGAUUUGUUUGACAUCAUAAUGGAUGACAUCCGCGAGGAGGACGAGAGCGACAAUAAUUCGGACAGUAGCACCAGCAGCUAAAGGAAAUGCCAAUAUGUGCAUCAGCAGAUCAUCAUCAUCCUUGUCCUCCAAGCACUGGUCCAAAGCACUGAGCUUUGUUCAUUAAAAAAUCAUAAAUGUGAAAGGUGAUGCAGUGCAGAAAGAUUUGUUUUAGAGAAGCAGCGCCUUCUCUAGCGUUUUCAGGAAUUUUAAAGCUAUAGCAGGUUUAUUAUAGUGCUGAAGGUUUGUGUUAUACUUUGCUAUAGUUACAAACUUGCUUGAACGACACGUGAUCUUUUUUUCUUAAUUUUUUUUGCCCGACACAGAAUAAGGUCAUGUUGUAUGUCAGGAAAUAUUAUUUAUUUCUAGAGCCGUUCGGUAAUCCAUCCAUAUGCGUGUCGAUCCAGUUCAGCUGAAGAAAUAUUCGCAAAGUGUGCCUUGUCAAAAAAAAGUGCACUUACUUAAUCGUGGCUAAAAUUACAACUGUAAUAGUUAGUAAAGUGAUUAGUAGAUGAUGAAGAAUUUUGGUAAAUGCAGCCAUAUGCUUUUUAAUCUUCAAUCACUUCCUGCUUUUGUAUGUUUGAGCUCAAAAAGUGUGGCAACCGUUUGGGUCUUCAACAUAUACAGUAUACAGUACUUUAAGUAAAUAACACUGUUUAGAAAAAAUUGAAGAUACUAUAUAUAAAUACAUUUUAUACAAUGAAGGGUCGAAAUUUCUAGAAGAAAAAAUAAUGAAGGCCGCAAGCUUUAUUCUGUUUUAUUAUGAAUUUGUUCAUAUUAAUCAAUAAACGUAUUGCUACAGUUUA
Molecule: messenger RNA, 1887 nt
Organism: Tachysurus fulvidraco (yellow catfish)
Lineage: Eukaryota; Metazoa; Chordata; Actinopteri; Siluriformes; Bagridae
Gene: shfl
Product: shiftless antiviral inhibitor of ribosomal frameshifting
Exons: 10
Coding region: 122-1123 (333 amino acids)
Biological process (GO): innate immune response; viral translational frameshifting
Molecular function (GO): ribosome binding; sequence-specific mRNA binding
Source: RefSeq, a predicted model, not a curated record